AUGUACAACAAGCGCAAGAACCGACCUCUAUUGACAGCAUUUUUUCUAAUUCUCGCGACAUACUUUUUUUUCUUCUGGCUACCUAGUACAAAAACAUACCGAGCUCCUUUAACAAGGCCAAUCUCUAGAAAAGACACCAUUCGGCACGAUGCCAUUCGUCUAGGCAAAGUCACCGAGAGAUUCCCCGUUGCAGAGUACAUCCCACUACCAAAAGUUUCAGCAAAUAUCCCCCGCAUCCAGCAUAACUUCCCUCGGGAAACCCGCAGCGAGCGCAAGGCCAGACUCAAGAAGCGCGAUGCUGUAAAGGAGGCGUUUCUUCAUUCAUGGAAUGGAUAUAAAGAUUAUGCGUGGAUGCGAGACGAGGUGAAACCCAGCACUGGAGGGUACCAGGAUACAUUCAAUGGUUGGGGCGCCACACUUGUUGAUUCUCUAGAUGCGCUUGUGAUUAUGGGACUGGAUGAUGAGCUGCAGCUGGCCCUGGAGGCUCUAGAGGAAAUCGACUUCACAACAACCAGAAGCAAGCAGGUGCCUGUGUUUGAGAUCAUAAUUCGCUAUAUGGGUGGUCUUAUUGCAGCUCAUGACCUGACUGGGGGCAAACAUCCUAUUCUGCUGAGAAAGGCUGUCGAACUGGGCGAGAUGAUAUUCAAUGCAUUUGAUACGCAUAAUCGCAUGCCUCAAUUGCGCUGGGAGUGGACUAGAUCCGCCCAAGGCGCAGAAAUCAGACCAUCUUCGCGCACAAGCUUAGCGGAAAUGGGCUCCUUGACAAUGGAGUUCACUCGCCUGACCCAAUUGACCGGUAAUCCCAAGUACUACGACGCUGUGCAGCGAAUCAUGAACGAGCUCGAGAUUGGACAAGACCAGACCCGGAUCCCUGGCCUGUGGCCGACAUGGAUUAAUACCAACCUAAUGACAUUCGACGACUCCGAGUUCACUAUCGGUGGAUGUGCCGAUUCGGCGUACGAGUAUUUGCCCAAAGAACACAUUCUUUUGGGCGCACAGAAGGGCAAAUAUCACAAGAUGUAUGAAAAGGCGAUUAAAGCAUUCAGCGAUAAUCUCCUGUUCAGAGGAAUGACUAAGGACGAGGAUCAGCACAUUCUUUUCGCAUCUAACGUCAUUGCAUUGCGGGGUGACUCAAAAUCCUCCCGGUACGAGCCUGAUCACCUUAAGUGUUUCAUGGGUGGCACCGUGGCUAUUGGGGCCAAGAUCUUCAAUCGGCCAGAAGAUAUGUAUCUUGCCCGGGGACUUACCGACGGCUGUGUCUGGGCAUAUGAUGCCAUGCCUACAGGUAUUAUGCCGGAGGUGUUCACAGUUAGCCAUUGCAAGCACAUUGAUAACUGUCCGUGGGAUGAAGAGCAGUGGAUGUCGGAUGUCAUAUCACAGACUAUUGAUACCAAGGAGGACCGCGAGAAAGCUGAAGGCCGCAUCCAUGCUGAGCAUCUACCGCCAGGUGUGACUAGUGUUCGAGACGCAUCGUACAAGCUCAGACCCGAAGCUCUGGAGUCCCUGUUCGUCAUGUACCGGAUUACUGGAGAUAAGACUCUUCAGGACUCCGCAUGGCGCAUGUUUAAGAACAUUGAGAAGGCGACUCGGACUAACUUUGGCCAUUCAUCUAUCAGCGAUGUGCGUCAUUCGGAACCGAAACAUGAGGACAAAAUGGAGAGCUUUUGGCUUGCCGAGACUUUGAAGUACCUCUACCUCAUCUUUUCUGAGCCAGAUCAUAUUAGUCUGGAUGACUACGUGCUGAGCACCGAAGCCCAUCCUUUCAAGCGGCCAAAGAGCUGA
Messenger RNA from Penicillium griseofulvum, 1782 nucleotides. RefSeq names its product glycoside hydrolase family 47 protein. Gene Ontology annotation, biological process: N-glycan processing; carbohydrate metabolic process. Bases 1 to 1782 code for a protein of 593 amino acids. The record is from RefSeq and is a predicted model, not a curated record. Gene Ontology annotation, cellular component: endoplasmic reticulum; Golgi membrane. The transcript is spliced from 4 exons. Gene Ontology annotation, molecular function: mannosyl-oligosaccharide 1,2-alpha-mannosidase activity; calcium ion binding. NCBI's taxonomy places the organism in Eukaryota, Fungi, Ascomycota, Eurotiomycetes, Eurotiales, Aspergillaceae.